CCCUGCCUCUGAAGUGCUGGGAUUAAAGGCAUGCACCACCACCGCCCCACCCCACACGGAGCUACAUUUUUAACAGGGAACAGGAUGAAUGUCGGUGCUCGGAGGCAGGAGACUGGUCCCACAAACUAAGCCUUGGAGAGUUGGAGGAUUUCUCAGCCAGGGACACACGGUUCUGAAAUGCAGAUCUGUAGGUCUCGGGAUUCCCAAUGAAGCAGGAUAAACAAUCGUACAGACUGCCUAUGGUAUAAAUCCACCGACACCACUGGAAGGACAGACAGAGGGCAGGUCCUCUCCUGGCAGCAGCACUGUGUCGGAAUGCCUUUCUUUAUCUAACGGUGUAGAUCGAGCCCGACCAUCACAAAAUUCACAGAAAACAAUGGGCGAAGCAUGUAAACUCUCAGCACCCCGAGCCCUUGGGCUCCUUCUGCACGUUCUGUUUGUGUCCCAGCAGAACACACUGUUUCGUGCACGGUGCCAGGGGUGGAAGCUACAGGUUGUUCAUGCUGAGUGCACGCUCCACCACUGAACCACCCAGCCCUUACAGAAUGGUCCGCUUUUGCUUCCUCUUCCUUCUGCUUCCUUUAGUAAUGGCUGAGGCUGAGGCUGGAUUCCAGGGACCUGGGCUUGCUAAGGAGAGUGUUUCAACACUCAGCCAUGCUCCAAGGCCUUUUAAAAGUACUCUUUUGACAGGAAUAGAUAUUUAUAGAUGCUUUUAAAUAUUUAAAUUAUACUUAUUUGUGUGUGUGCGGAGGUCAGAGGGACAACUUGUAAGAAUUGGUUCUUUCCUUCCAUCAUGUGAGCUCCGGGAAUCAAACUUGGCUGGUCAGGCUUGGCAGCAAGUUCCCUUAUCUGCCGAGCCAUCUCACCGGCCCUAGAUGUUUCUUUGGCUCUACCAUGUUUCCCUUUUGAAAUGGACAUGCAUGCAGCUGGAUGUGGGGCUUCUGCCUGGAAUCCCAGCACUUGGGCACAGAAGUGGGAGGACAAUAGAGCGUUCAAGGCCAUCCUGGGCAAAAUGGGCAGACUCUGUUUCACAAGAAGAAAAAGAAGAAACAAGUUAUAUGUGUAAUCAGAAAAAAGAAUGGAUGAGAGAAGGAAAAAAAUGUCUUCGAAUGAUUCAUGAGAUCAUUGAAAAUUAGAAGCCUGGACAUUUUUACAGCCUUAGCCUGUCUUUUUGUGGUUGUAGGAGCUGGGCUCAGCAGGGGGAUUGGGUGGCCUGCCAAGCUCUGGGUGUCUGUGGUUUGUGUGGGGGUGGUACUAGGGCCUCCUCCUCUGGGCUCUGUGGAGUACUGACCAUGGAGGCUGGUAGGAAUUGCAGGGAGACCAGGAGGAUGCUCAGAACUGGGAGGCGGGGUGAGGAUCUGUCUUCCUGUUUGUUGAGUAUUUGCAAAUGCAGGCCAGGAGAUAUUAGGGAAUAAUAAGGUCAAAGUCCUUAUUUAUGGCCUUGGGGUAGUUAAUGUGUAAUAUUCUGGGAUAUAAACCUGACCAAGAGGUGAUACCUUGCACACGAGCCUCUGGGAGUGACUGGGAGAGCUGUGGCUGGGAGCUGUCACCAUGUCGGAGAAAUUUGAGAUCACAAACUUGGACAUGAAAUCAGGGAUGACCCUGAAAAUUAAAGGCAAGAUCCACAAGGAUGUUAACAGCUUCACCAUUAACCUGGGCCAGGAGCAAGACAAGCUGAACCUACAUUUUAACCCUCGCUUCAACGAAUCCACCAUCGUCUUCAACUCUCGUGAUGGCGGCAGGUGGGGACAAGAGCAACGAGAAAGUAACAAGUGCUUCAGUCCAGGAGAGGACGUCAAGAUCACUGUGGCCUUCCAUAAUAAUGAGUUCAAGGUGACAUUACCUGAUGGACACACGGUGACCUUCCCCAACAGGCUGGGUCAAAACCACCUGCGCUACCUAAGUAUGGCCGGGCUCCAAAUCUCCUCCUUCAAGCUUGAGUGAGCACGCAGCACCUCCUCAGAACAAGACCUCAGUCCCUAAACCCGUUUCGGCCCUCUCUGUGAGCCCCAUUAGGACCGCGGUCUUUAGGUCCUGUAAUUUCCCACGCUCCUUCUGGCUAACCCCAGCCCCUAGCUCAAGAGCAAAUAAAAGAAUCCACAUUUAUUAUUUCCACAGUGAGAAA
This is a messenger RNA of Microtus ochrogaster (prairie vole), 2125 nucleotides long. It is a transcript of the gene Lgals2, whose product is annotated as galectin 2. NCBI's taxonomy places the organism in Eukaryota, Metazoa, Chordata, Mammalia, Rodentia, Cricetidae. The record is from RefSeq and is a predicted model, not a curated record. Gene Ontology annotation, molecular function: carbohydrate binding.